Messenger RNA from Daldinia loculata, 1095 nucleotides. RefSeq names its product Nnf1-domain-containing protein. The record is from RefSeq and is a predicted model, not a curated record. Bases 159 to 836 code for a protein of 225 amino acids. The transcript is spliced from 3 exons. Lineage: Eukaryota; Fungi; Ascomycota; Sordariomycetes; Xylariales; Hypoxylaceae. Gene Ontology annotation, biological process: chromosome segregation. Gene Ontology annotation, cellular component: MIS12/MIND type complex.
AUCAAACUUAUCAUCAUAUUUAAUUAUUUUCAUGUGAUCCAAUCCCCAUCCUCCACACCUGCAUAAGGACUAGUCCUAUACCAUUAUACGCCAACGUACCACUCUAUAGGCUGACCAGCAGACAAAUUGUCUCUCCAACUAAGCUAUAACCAACCGCAAUGGCAGCAGUAGCAAGCGGGCAAGAAACAACAGCAGCUUCUCAGCAGGCGCCGACAUCCCCCCCGCUGCCGGCGAGACACACGGCGCUGACUCCGGGGCCGCGGGCGUCGCGGUUCCAACAGGUGCUGGACUCGAGCUUGUCGCACACGCUGUCCAAGAUCAGCUGGGACAACUUUGCAGCAUGCUACCCGACCAUCGCCGCGCAGGCGCCUGCCGUGCUGCGCGCCGUCCAGAAGCAGAUGGUGGACCGCUUGGGUGCGCUGUGCAAGAAAGAAUUCGAUUCCGUGCUGCAGGGCCGCAACGUGGUGGCCAAGCUUAACGAGCUCGAGAGCCUGGUUAGCGAGGCCGAGCGCAGGAGGGAUGACGCCGGCGUGGUUGGGUCGGAGGCGCCUGUUCCACCGCAUAUGCUACCUCCGGACCAGAUUCUAGCAGCACAUCUAGCGCCGCAUCUGGCGCAGCAACAAUCGCAACUUAACGCAAAAUUGCAAACAGUACAAGCGCAUAACGCAAAGCUGUUCAGCGAUAUCCAAAAGCAGCGCGCCGAGAUGCAGUCUCUCAUGGCGCUCUUACAGAAGGUCUUCGAGGACAUCGACGGUGCUAACAGCCAGAUGGAUGAUGUUGUGGAUGACCUUGCCAAAGAGACGAGGACGGUGGAAUCCGAGAUGGCCGAGCCGUGAAAAGCAUUACUAUUCACCCGUAAAUUUUUAUUAAUUCUAGUGUUGGUACGGAAUACAGGCUCUUACAUUCCGAGUCUACAAGUCCUGAGGGAUGGGAAGAUGAUGCAUAGACAUGGUGUUCCGGCGUAUAGGGCGACUGGUUUAUACCGGCUCGAAUCAACUUGAUCUUUGGGUCCUUCAUACAUAAUCGCUAUAUGUACAUAAGAUAUCAUUUUACAAUUAGUAGCAGCAAAUUCAGCAUACUUUUCAUAUUUGCGGA